Messenger RNA from Sycon ciliatum, 1955 nucleotides. RefSeq names its product decapping and exoribonuclease protein-like. Gene Ontology annotation, biological process: nuclear-transcribed mRNA catabolic process; NAD-cap decapping. Gene Ontology annotation, molecular function: mRNA 5'-diphosphatase activity. Gene Ontology annotation, cellular component: cytosol; nucleus. NCBI's taxonomy places the organism in Eukaryota, Metazoa, Porifera, Calcarea, Leucosolenida, Sycettidae. The record is from RefSeq and is a predicted model, not a curated record. Bases 146 to 1282 code for a protein of 378 amino acids. The transcript has a single exon.
CGGCCCCCAAGCUUAUCACUUCUUCGUCGAUCGUGACGGCUGCAUAUUGUAAGUGACCAGAACUAACUUUGGCGAAAUGUGUGUGUCCUCCAUUUCUGCUUGAUUUGAUGCUUGCAGAUUUAAUUCUGAAAGGAACCCUUUUGAAAUGGAGGCAGAGCCUCAGGAAGUACGUGUGCUUGGUGUUGACAGGGCCAAGUACUACCGCAGCCAGUACCCGUACUACAAACAACCCACUGAGAUUGGACAUUUCUCCCAGGAUGAUCAGCGCACAGUCUUUAUGGAUCGGAGAGAAGCUCGUCGCUGCAGGUUGCCCCAAGCCAAUGAAUGCCGUGAGGUCAACUGGGAUUUGAACAACGGUUUUGAAGAGUUUCAAUGGAGAGAUGAGGAAAAGGUGGGAAAGGAAGGCAUCAAUCCGAUCUUAGACUGGAUCAUGGCCGAGGGAAAGGUGCUGGACCGGUUUAAGAAAGAUGACACACCACCGGCGAAAGCAUCUGCACUCAACACGAACUUUGUCAUGUUCCGCGGCAUGAUGACUCGUAUCCUGACUGCUCCGUACGAGACGAAAUUCUCGACGCCGUGGCGCCUCAGUGUGUGCCGCUUUCAGAACACGAUUUACCUCUGUGAUGAUAAGGACUUUGGAACGGGCAGGAUGCAUGAGCGCACUGUUGACCAUGAGAAAAUGACUUACUGGGGCUACAGCUUCGAGUCGUUCCUAACCUCGCACAUUGAUCCUGAAGUAGAGAAGAAGAGCCGGCCGAAUAACGCUGCGGGGUUCGCAACGGUGGUACGCGCACAGCUGGCUAGCUAUACGCUCUUAAUGGCGGCAGAGGUGGAUGGCGAGCUGGAGGGUUCCCAUGAGUCACCGCCGUCGAAUUACGUGGAGCUUAAGACCAACCGGCGCUUUGCUGACGCACGGCAGGAGCAGUCGUUUCAUCGUCACAAGCUUAUGCGAACCUGGGCACAAUGCUAUAGUGUAGGCGUGCCGACCAUCGUGUUUGGUUUACGGGAUGAUGACGGCAUUGUCCGUAGCCUCCGGACCUACAAGACCAUGGAGGUGCACGGAAUCUGCGAGCGGUUCUGGAAAGCAAGUGUGUGCCUGAACUUUGCCUGUGAUUUCUUCGCCUGGCUUGAUAAACACAUCGCGGAGGCUGAUCCGCUCAAGGUCAUGUAUAAAGUGACUUUUGAUGCGCCAUUCUCGGGCAUGACUCUUGAGAGAGUUGACAUAACGGAAGAUAAGCAGGCAUUCCUCAGCAGAGCGUUUGUGGAGUCCAUGGCCAAAUAAUUUUUUUAAACAUUUCCUUAUGCUUUAGCCAAGAUGCAUGUCACCUGGACUGAUCCUGGCAAGAGAAAGGCAGAGAGUUGAGAGAUCGCUCACACACACACACACACACCCACACACACACACACACACACACACACACACACACACACACACACACAUGCAGGCAUUCAUUGGCCGCACGUUUGUGGAAUCAGCGGUGAAAUAAAAGAUCCACUUCUACUUUGGUCAAGAUGAAAACCAGCGGGACUAAGUCUUGCCACCCAAGGAUAUUGCUUACGUAGUGGAGUUGUCACAACUAUUGAGUAUUGUCCGUGACUUUGCUUGUUCAAUUUUCAUACGGUCCUCGUUCCCUUUUUUACCUAGUGUGGGCCACUACAAGGUCUGGUUUUCCUCAAUGAUUUUCUCUUUUAGACUAGGCCAAGGGUUCUGUUUAGGCUUUCCCAGUAUUUUACUCAUUUUAGGAGAGCGAAUGAAUCAAUUCGACCGGUUGGAAUGAGUAAUUUCCACUUUUCCACUGACUGAGAGACUGUCCGACUCAUUUCCAUUGAAUUUGACUAAUUUGCCGUUUUGUUCGAUAUGUUUUAGUAGCUUAUUAAUUUUAUGAUCUGUUUUAGUAUUAAUUUUUCACUGUUUACAGUUACCAGACAAGAAAAGAAAACAACGGAUAACAUGA